AUGAAUAUGUUGGAUGAUGAAGAUGACCAAAGCUUUCACGCUACGCGUGACGGCUACUCCCAUAUGAGCGAUGUCGAAUGGGAUGCGGUUGAACGGAUGGGUUCAACCAUGGGCAUCCAUGCUGUUAGCGUCUUGCUAGAGGCUCUCAAAAGAGAUGCCCAACAUGCUGCUAUCGCCAAGUUCAUUCGAAAUGAACUUGACGCUGAACGCGAGAAAGUAGCCUUGCUUCACCAACAAGGUUCUCAACAAGCAGAGUUGUUGAGAGAACAGGGUGCUCAACAGUUUGAACUGUUGAGACAGCAGCAGGCUGCUGGUGGUGGGUCGAUGCACUCGCGUCGACCCGAAACCUUGAAGAUUGACAUCUCCAAGUAUGAAGGAGUUGAAGAGGACUCCCUCUUGAGAUGGUUCGUCGAAUUAGACGACGCCAUAAGGGCGCGUCGCAUCGACGAUGGGGAAACGAAAGUUGCAUUUGCCCAAUCAAAUCUGGCAGGACGUGCCAAGACUUGGGCACUGUGGCUCAUUUGCACGAACCCUAUGCGUUUGGGUCGUUAG
Molecule: messenger RNA, 552 nt
Organism: Peronospora matthiolae
Lineage: Eukaryota; Oomycota; Peronosporomycetes; Peronosporales; Peronosporaceae
Source: the annotation of a GenBank genome assembly